This is a messenger RNA of Eurytemora carolleeae, 1182 nucleotides long. Its product is annotated as serine protease 27. Gene Ontology annotation, biological process: proteolysis. NCBI's taxonomy places the organism in Eukaryota, Metazoa, Arthropoda, Copepoda, Calanoida, Temoridae. Gene Ontology annotation, molecular function: serine-type endopeptidase activity. The record is from RefSeq and is a predicted model, not a curated record.
CAUUCAUUGUCUCCUGGGUUGAAAAAUAGAAGCAGUGGCUUUGGGACAGACAGGAUGAAAUGUCUAUUGUUCAUGGUCCUAUUUCUGCCUGUGGUCUAUUCACAAUCCCAAGUGAAUUCAGAUAGAUGCGGAAAAGGAUCACUCUCCUGUGAAUUUCCUACAGGCCGUAUUAGUGGAGGAAAAGAUACUUGUUCAGAGAUGCAACCAUGGCAUGCUCUUAUUAAGUUUCAAAGAAAGAGUCAUUUGAAAUGUGGAGGUGUACUCAUCACUGAACAACAUGUACUCUCAGCUGCCCACUGCUACUGGUCCAACGGUGAUAACUGCCCCGCUAAAUUUCACAGUUUCACACUCGAGCAAUGCAGAGAUGAUAAACAUUGCCCCCACUAUGACUGUAGAAGGUUUGGAGAGCAUGAUAUUCUGGUUUACUUGGGUGUGACAGAUUCUACUGAAUUAGGAUAUGGAGAAGUAAGAACUCUAAAAAAGCUUGAUCUGCACCAAGGCUGGGUAAAAGAAACACAACUAAAUGGUAUUUUGCAAGGGAAUGAUUUAGCUUUGCUAACCUUACGCUCAAGAGUAGAUACUGCCUGCACUCACAUUAUGCCUAUUUGUCUUCCACUCCAACCUUCAGUGAUUGGUAAGAUGGCAUAUGUUGUAGGCUUUGGAUUAUCAAGUCGGUUAAUCCAACCAACAACAAGACUGCAGAAAGCAGAAGUUCAAAUCAUGGAGUGUGAGAACAGAGCAGGAAAUAAGAAAUGGCCCAUUAGCGGUAAUCAACUGUGUGCAUUAGGUGAAGAAACUGACAAAACAAUUAUUGGAGAUACCUGUAAAGGAGACAGUGGGGGAGGUCUUUUUUGUUUUGAUGCAGUCAACAACAGAAACUACUUACUUGGAAUAACAUCAUUUGGAGAGGAUCUUUGUGGAAUUACAGAUAGUAGACCUGGAGUUUACACAAAUGUGUAUGACCACAAAGACUGGAUUGAAGCUAUGAUAAAGGAAAAUGGUUCAGACAACAAGUGUGCCCUAAGGUCUGGACCAGAUAUGCCACCACAGGAACCAGUGGCUGUGAAAACAACUGUUAUACUUCUAGGAGGUAGAGUAGGUAAGUAUUUAUACUUGUAUUAAUCCUUCUUUGUGAAACAAACAUGCUUUAACAAGCAUGUUUUUGCUAUGAUGAACACUCUG